CUACCUAUGCAAUAAAUUAUCAUUAUAUAAUAAUAACUGGGAGGUUGGUCAAAAGGGUAAUACUUUUGAUUCCUAAAAGAAGAUCAAGAUUACAGAAUUAUCUAUAGCAUAAUUACUAACCCUAUUGCAUAAGUUUUUCUAAUUUACGUUAAUAACGAAACAUUACCUAAUAAUAAAAAUACACAUUUUCUUCUUUAAAAGUUUACAAUAUCCCUUAUGGGACGUAAAUCAGCUAGAGUUAAGUAUUUAACUAUGCACCUAUAACAAAUUGACCGAAAUUAAUUUUUUUUCUCUAAGUCUAAAAUACAAACAUCGUGCCACCCAAUUAGUAAAAUGACUGAAGAAUAUACAAAUUAUUUAGAAAAAACUGGUGUUAUUGCUAAGCUAACUGAUGUUUUAAAGCUAUUGUACGAAAUGGAUGAAAAACCAGUUGAUCCUCUCGAAUUUAUACGUACGAAUAUGACUGAAGUUAUCCCAGAAAAAGAAGAGUUAAAAAUGUUGCAAGGAGAAUAUGAUACUGUUAUGCAAGAGAUUGCCGUACUUCAACAAGAAAUCAUGAAUAUGACAAACAAGCUAAACGAAUUAGAUACAAAUGAAAGUGAUAAUACCGUAUAAAUGAAUCUCAAAGAAAAUACUGUUAUUGACGUGACCAAUGAUAUGGAAAUGCAAGGAAAUGUUGAAAAAAAUAAUGAAAAAUAG
This is a messenger RNA of Myzus persicae (green peach aphid), 699 nucleotides long. RefSeq names its product C-Myc-binding protein homolog. Lineage: Eukaryota; Metazoa; Arthropoda; Insecta; Hemiptera; Aphididae. Gene Ontology annotation, molecular function: transcription coactivator activity. The record is from RefSeq and is a predicted model, not a curated record. Gene Ontology annotation, biological process: regulation of DNA-templated transcription. The transcript has 2 exons. Gene Ontology annotation, cellular component: nucleus.